Messenger RNA from Hippocampus comes (tiger tail seahorse), 2035 nucleotides. RefSeq names its product T cell leukemia homeobox 2 (gene tlx2). The record is from RefSeq and is a predicted model, not a curated record. Lineage: Eukaryota; Metazoa; Chordata; Actinopteri; Syngnathiformes; Syngnathidae. Gene Ontology annotation, molecular function: DNA-binding transcription factor activity, RNA polymerase II-specific; RNA polymerase II cis-regulatory region sequence-specific DNA binding. The transcript is spliced from 5 exons. Gene Ontology annotation, biological process: animal organ development; regulation of transcription by RNA polymerase II. Gene Ontology annotation, cellular component: nucleus. The coding region runs from base 501 to 1688 and encodes 395 amino acids.
AAGAAGAGGAGGAAGAAAGAGGAAGAUGAGAAGGAGGAGGAAGAGGAGGAGGAGGAUGGUUCGGCCGAAUGGCAGCGCUCACGCAUAGGCUGGUCUCACCUGCUCUUGAACACAACACGAGUCGCCCGGCUCACCGCGGCGAGUCAAAAGUGUCCAGUCGAGGUUCCCCUCGGUUUUGACGCACAUGGAUCCUCACCAGCAGCAUCCCCAGCCGUGGGCCCUCGCAGGCUCUCCGGGGGCCCAACGCUCGGAUUUGUGUCAGUAAGUGAUUUGUCACACUCAUGCCGGGUCCGCGUAAAAUGGAAUACGCUGUCUCUUAGCCCCCUUUGGACACAAACAAUGGCACCAUUUGGGUCGUUUUACGCAUUGGAUCUAUUGUUAUUAUCCUCACCGUGGGCCAGCAUGGAUGCUUGAAAGCAAGCAGACUGCAACAAAUAUAGUGUGAGAGAGAAAACACACACACACCUGUGCUUGUUAUUUGAAUAAGAUUACAAAAAAAGAUGGAGCACACGGGCAUUGAGGAGGUGAACCAAACUCACCAGCAGCAGCAACAGCAGCAGCACGAACCCAUCAGUUUCGGCAUCGACCAGAUCCUCAACACCUCGGAGCAAUCCCAGAACGGCUGCAUGCUGCCCAACCGGACCGGGGAUCCCGAGUAUGCCGCGCUGGCCGCCGCCUCCAACGCCGUCUACGGCAACGGCUACGGCGGCGUGUACAACCCGGCUUGCUCCAUGGGCCUGGCCGGCUCCUAUAACGUCAACAUGAACAUGAACGUCAGUAUGAACAUGAACGUCAACGUCAACUCGGCGGCAGCGGGGGCGGCAGGGUCGGGGGCCGGCGGGGUGAUCCGGGUCCCGGCGCACAGGCCCAUGCCGCCGCCUCCACCUCCACCGCCCAACUCGGCUGCAGGCGGGACCCAUCAGCCGCCUCCCGGCCUCGGCCCGGUGCCCGGCAUGGGGCCCAUAGGCAAUGGCAAUUUUACCUUCCCCUGGAUGGAGAGCAGCAGGAGGUUUGCCAAAGACAGACUAACAGGGGAGCAGGCAGAGGAGAGCCGAGCACGAGAGGCCGCGGGGGGGCCGGGGAACGGGGCGGCGGCGGCCGGGCCCCUCUGCCCUCUCCCCAAGGGGGACAUCGGCAGGGUCCCCGUCUGGAGCACGGUGGAGACCUUAGCUAAAUGCUAUUACCCCGAGCUCGCGCACCUGCGAGAUGGCAAUGGCCUCCUCGCAGACUAUUCUUUCCCAAAGGGGGCUUGCCCAGCCGCCCUGUCACCCUUCUCCGUGACCCGCCGCAUCGGCCACCCGUACCAGAACCGCACGCCGCCCAAGAGGAAAAAGCCCCGCACGUCCUUCAGCCGAGUGCAGAUCUGCGAGUUGGAGAAACGCUUCCACCGGCAGAAGUACCUGGCGUCGGCCGAGCGUGCCACGCUGGCCAAGGCCCUCAAGAUGACAGACGCCCAAGUUAAGACGUGGUUUCAGAACAGGCGAACGAAAUGGCGGAGACAGACGGCAGAGGAGCGGGAGGCCGAGAGGCAGCAGGCCAACCGGCUCAUGCUCCAGCUCCAGCAGGAAGCCUUCCAGAAGACCCUGAGCCAGCCCCUGCAGCCCGACCCGCUCUGCCUGCACAACUCCUCCCUGUAUGCCCUGCAGAACCUGCAGCCUUGGGCGGAUGACAAUAAGCUGACGGUCUAAAAAGGCAGGAGGGACCCCCUAACUAAUGGACACCUGUGUACAUGCCCACCUAUCAAGACUGAUCCCCCCCCCAACCCCCUCCCUUUUUACCGCUGGGAGCUUCAAGAGGAUGCAGAGACUUUUGUGCCCAUGUCUGCAAAAAAACAAAAAACAAAAAAAAAAUACCCACCUGGAUUCUCCCUAUGACUUUGUACAAUGUAGUAAUGAAAGAAAAUGCAUGUUUAAAUCCUUUUCUGUAUGCGCUGGCUGGGAGUUCUGCUGUUUGCCAGCACUCCUCAUGGACAAGGACUUCCUUACGACGGUCCAUCUUAAAGGGUGUUUUAUAUUAAAUGAUAUUGUGGCUUUUU